Messenger RNA from Electrophorus electricus (electric eel), 5316 nucleotides. NCBI's taxonomy places the organism in Eukaryota, Metazoa, Chordata, Actinopteri, Gymnotiformes, Gymnotidae. The record is from RefSeq and is a predicted model, not a curated record.
AUGGCCACAUGUAGCUAAACAAGUCGCCGCCUGUAUUUUUAAAACGGACUGAUACUUUAUGUUGCUAAAUCCAAGCACUUAGACCGUCCAAAUGUCAGACAUCCUGUGUCGCUGGCUGAAUGCAGAAGUUGGAUUGUCAAAGGUUGUCGAGCCGCAUUCCUUCCCCAAAGAUUUUGCCAACGGGUAUCUGAUUGGAGAGGUCCUCAGCAGAUACCAACUUCAAGAUGACUUCGCCCAUUUCUCAAAGCACAGUGGGGCUAAUGCAAAGCUGAACAACUUCACUCGGCUGGAGCCCACACUACAGCUGCUGGGUGUGCCUUUUGACUUGGGUAUGGCCAAAGCUGUGAUGCAGGGCCAGCAGGGGGCAGCCACGCGCCUGCUCUACCAGCUCUACGUUCUACUGCAGAAGAAGAAGAGGGCAGGACUUACAGGUGCCACUCUGGAGACCAUGCAGCCUGUGGCCACGGCCAAACUGCACCGCUUAGAGAACCGUAUCUUCACUGAGCGUCUGCGCACGAUAACGAAGCGUGACGCUGAUUUGAAGAUACAGAAGAUCACACAGCGUUUUGACCGGAGACGUCGGGACAUUCGUGAUCGCUCCGUGAUGGCUGAGCUGGUGCAGGAAGAGAAGCACCGCCACUUACAGGAGGAGAUGCGACUCAAGGAUAUAGAGAAGCAUCGUCAGACUCAUAGAAAGCACCAGGAGAUGAUGGACCGUAUCCAGUUGGCUGUGGUCCAGGUCCCGAAGCCUCCAGCCAGUCGCUCACUCAGAACACUGGAGCAACAGCAGCAGCAGGAAGCACAGAAGGUUCAAGAACAGAUUGCCCAGUUUGAGAAGAACAGGAAGAGGCUGUCUCCUGCUUACUGUGACCAUGCUGUUGACAGUGUGCAGGUCCUCAGUGAGGAGCAGAUGUCUCAGUGGAACACUGAGUUCAUGCAGAGAAUCCGUCGGCGGGUGGAGGAGGAUGGAGCAGCACGCAUGCAGAGAGAACAACGACGACACCGCGCUCUACAACAGCAACUCCACACCCACCACACCCACCAGGAGAUGCUGCGGGAGGAGCAGCUGGUUGGCCGGCUGAUGCGUCAGUCACAGCAGGAGAAGCGAAUUGCAGUUCGGCUAAUGCAGAUCAGACAGCAGAAGGAGGUCCUACGGCAGAACCGGAUCCUGCGCGAGAGUCAGUACCAGGAACAGCGCCUCCGCGACUUCCAGCAGGCACUGGAUAGGGAGGCGGCUCUCUUGCUGCAGGUCCGUAUAGAACAGCAGGAGCAGAGCCGUAAGGAGCAGGAGCUCCAUGCCCAGCUGGUUGCUGAGUGCACACACAACAGACACCGCAAACACUUCAACACCUGCAGGGGGAUUGUGGAGCAGAUUGUGGAUCUGGCAACCAAGGCUGGGGAGUACCGCCUCCUCACGGCCAAUCUGAUUCCAGGGAAAGUGAUGCGGGAGUGGAAGGAGCUGUGGUUCAGGGGGCAGCCCCUGUAUGCUGUGUCUGAGGUGGAGGGUGCAGGUGGAGAAGCCAGCCCUGAGCAGGCUAUCCUCAACGCCCAGGACUAUGAGGAGUACACGAGUAUGACAGGUGAAUGGGCGUGGCCUGAAGAAGUAGAGUGCAAAGCUCCUCCCUCCAGCAGUGAUAUCCUGGGUCAUAUCGUGACCCGCCUGCGGAACAUGGUGAAUCCGCCCGAACCAAGUGACCCUCCACCCGCUUUCCCCCACUUCACGCUCCGAGCCUGUGUGCUGGGGAAACCCUUCACCGGCAAGACCCGCUGCCUCAGAAGGAUCACAGAGGUGCAUGGAAUCUAUGUGCUGUCGGCUGACAGGCUGAUCCAGGAGGCACUGGAGGCUCACCAGGCUGGAGACAAGCAGAAUGAGAAAAGUGCUGAACGCUGUGGCUCCCCUCUGCAAGAUGCUGAGCAGGGAGAGGCCAAGUGCACACUGUCUGCUCCAGACUCCAAGGAAUCCCCUUCUGCCCCUUCUGCUCCAGAAGAAUUGCCUUCUGCCCCAGACUUAGAGCCAGUCAUCACAGACUCACAGCCAGGAGACCUGCAGAAAAAAGACAGCAAAUCUAAACUGUCCUUGCAAGCGCAGUAUGGUGCAGGGGUGGAGAAGGCCCUCAGGAGCGGCAGAGCUGUUCCCAAUGAGCUGCUCAUAGACAUCUUCACAGAUGCCAUCAGGCAGGUUCCCUCAGGCCAGGGAUGGGUUCUGGAUGGUUUCCCCGUGGACAUCUCUCAGGCCCGGCUGCUUGAGAAGGCCCUGGGCGGAGCUGACCCAGACCAGGCCAACAAGAAGGGGUGGGGCAGAACACAUAACCUGGCAGAGGACAGGAGGGCCCCCAAAGCCCCUCCCCCUCCCUCCCCGGUGCUGGAUCUGGUGGUGCUGCUGGACUUGACUGACGAGCAGGUGAUGGACCGUGCCACCCAGUCCAACCGUGAGAGCACAAACAUUGACCAUGAAAUCACUGCUACUGCUGACCACAGCAGUGGAUCACAAGAGAAUGCAGCUACUCCUAGACACACGCAGCUGAGAGUUGCCCCUGCUGGAGAGCAGAGCCUAGAGCAGAGACAGAUCCAACACAGGGUUAUGGGCUUCCAGGACACCUGGCCCAAACUGGAGAAGUGGUUUGGAGAGAAACAGAGAAUCUUGGUGAAAGUGACUGCCGAGGUGGAUGAGGACACCCUCUUCAGCAAUGUGGAGAAUGUUCUGUUCAAGAACAUGGUAGCUGCAGAACAAGGUCAUACAGACACAGAAGACAAUGUAGAGGUCACCGAUGACUCUGCCUCCCUGGCUGCCCCUCAGGAAAUAGCAUCCAAAUCCAGCCCCUGCUCUGCUAAAGGCCCUUACAGGCGGGCAUCGGUUUCUUCAGCGAUGGCCGUUCAAGCCCCUCCUCCAGAUGCAGGCUGGGAGUAUGUCGUCGAGCCACUAGCCAAGGAGAUCCCAGAGUAUCUUCUGCCAUACUGGGAGAAUGCCUGCAGCUCAUAUGUCUCUAACGUUAAAACUGUGAUGCAGAAUCUGCGCAAUGAACGCAACCUCAUCACACACCACCUGUACAAUAUCAGAGAGGACUUUAGGCAUUACCUGCAGAGGCCAGACCUCAAACAAGACUUUGUGUGUGUGUGGCAGCGUGACUAUAACAGCCUUCCUGAUGACAUAAGACAGGAUGAGGAGACCAAAGCAGAGCUGCACCAGAGGCUGGAUGAUCUGAAGGAGCGCCUCUGGGACAUCUGUGAUAAAAGGAAGGAAGAAGCAAUGCAAGAGAGGGCAGGAGUUCUCAGAGAUGGCUGGCUGGAGGACCACACAGCUGUUCUACUCAACCACUACUCUGCUCUAUUACAGGCUGAGGUGGACAGGUUUCAGGACACCAUGCAUGUGUUCAGAGAUUAUUACUCAGGUAUGUACAGCAGUGUGUUACCUGAAGCAACACCUGACUUCACCUGCAUCCCACUGCUCGACAUCGUCGUCGAUGACAACGGCAAUCAUACUGACACGACCAAAAGCUCUUCUACACCUUCAGCGAGACUUACAAAGAGUGCUGGGAAAAAAGACACAGAAGCAGAAGAACAGAAGAAAACCAAAGUAAUCCCUCUGGUUCCGCGCAGACCUCCCUCUACUGAACCCUCCAGACAGAAAGGCCUCGUCCCCUCUGAUGAUAAACAACUGCAAGACAUCUAUCACACUGCUCUGACUGCCAUUUCUAGCAUGGCAUUAGCUGAAGUCCAGCGGUUGGAAUCUGAGGGGCAUGUGGAGGUCCAGCAGCAGUUGGAGAGAGAGCGAGCAGGCCGGCAGUCUCUGGCCUCUGCCACUGAUCCCAGUUCAGCCAAGGACAAGAAGAAAGCAGGCAGGAAGAAAGGACCCCCCUCCUUGACCCAGGAGACUAGUCCUCCAGCUCCACUAGAUGAGGAGGAGGUGGAGAGAAGAACAGUGAGGAACAAAAUCAGAGAGGAGUACAGAUCUGUACUGCAGCAUGAGGAGGGCGCUGUGAAGCAGCGUUUGGAGCUGGUGCUUUUGCAGGCUCUGGCCACAGUGCGCAGUCUCCAGCAUGGAGCAGAGCUCAUCCACAGCACCAUGGAGGAGUGGCUGGGAGCACGCUACCUCGCCGAAAUGCACAGCAUAGACCAGCUGGCCAAGGUGGUGCAACACCAUAUUGAGCGUGGUGUACAGAUCCCACACGAGCUGGUGUUAGUGCGUGCUGAUUUCUUUUUGGACGGAGACAUCCGUGUGGUGGCCAGCCCGCCCCCCCUACUGCGCCCGCCCCCAGUGGAGCGUUCCAAUCACAGCACACUUACCGUCCUGCAGCUGCACAAGUUACACUCUCAACUGUGCAAGAUCGCGCCCACAGGCCUGUUGUCCAGUACCCAGCUGUGCGAAGUUCUCAACAUGGGCUCUGAUGCCUUGCCUGAAGCAUGGGUGCACCUCACUGACUCUCAGAUCCACGAGCUGGUGUGUGGUUUUGCUCAGGAUUGUGAGACAGUGGACUGGCGUCAGUUUUUAGUGGGUGUGGCUCAACCAUGGCCCCUCCCCUCUCAGAACCAGCUGAUAAAGACCCUCAAACGCUUCAGAGCCAUCGACACAGCAGGGGAUGGAGUCAUCACACUGGAACAGUACUUACAGGUUGAGUUGUGGUUUGCUAGUGAGAGUGAUCUGCCUGUUCCUGAAGACCUCACAGAACCUCUGCCCUAUGACAGAAUGGCCAACCUCAGGGAGUUUUUCUUUGUACUGUUUGCAGACCCUGCCUCACCCCCAGCUGUGUGUGACUACAUGAACAUGCUGCUAUAUUUCUGCUGCCACCCUGAUCCAGCACAGGGUUUCACUAGAGCUCUGAGCCUAGUGACACAACACACACUCACCUACACACACUCCAGGAGUCUGAUACAGUCUAUGGCACACCUGGACUCUGAAUGUGAUGUGGAGGAAGAGUGUGGGUGUGUGGAUGAUGAAGGCUGUGUUUCAAUAGAUGAACUACUGACAGUCUUACGACAUGGAGGAGCAUGGAGGAGGUCCUCACAGCACCGCCUCCACCCAUCCAGGAGGAGAAUAGAGGAGCUCCAACAGGACCUGGUGAAGGUGUUUAAGGAGUUUGGUUUUAAGGAGGAAGAGAAGAUUCCAUUCUCUGUGCUAUCCCAGCAUCCUUUUCUGCAGGAUCUCAUGGAGAGCUCUUCCCAGUACCUGCUCACAGACAUUCACAGAGUUCUAUUGUCCCAGCAGAGUGAAGGCGAGUCUACAGCAGCAUAGACCCCCAAAUCUUACAUAAUUCUAUACAUACAUACACCCACACACACACACACAUACACAAUCUUACAUAAAUCUACACCUCUACA